Messenger RNA from Botrytis deweyae, 779 nucleotides. RefSeq lists its product as uncharacterized. The transcript is spliced from 2 exons. NCBI's taxonomy places the organism in Eukaryota, Fungi, Ascomycota, Leotiomycetes, Helotiales, Sclerotiniaceae. The coding region runs from base 1 to 582 and encodes 193 amino acids. The record is from RefSeq and is a predicted model, not a curated record.
AUGGUUCAAAUCAAACAACACAUUCUCAGUGCUCUUGCACCUAUUGCUGCACUUUUUUCUCCCUCUCCGAGUCCAAUGCAAUCUGCGCCAUUCACGCUGUCCGUUGUUUCUGAGAACAAGUAUUUAGAUGGCUCUUAUAUACACGGUUGUCACACUGGAGCUGCUCAAACCGCACUUUGUGCUUUCCCCAAGUGUCAUGCUCGUCAUGGGGAAAACUCUCCGACUACCUUCUACUUCAACGUCUCCGCUCCCCUCGGCCCCCAUCAGCCCUCAGGAGCCCUAGUCUACAACUUGCCAUAUGAUACGGAUAAGUUUCUUUCCCAAUCGGCAAAAAUGGAGUUUAAUCGCUAUACGCAUGAUUUUGCCCAUCCUUUGUUUGCACAUCCUGACGACACGGAAGGUAUCUUUGUCUUCCACCACGAUCGCUUGCACCUCAAAGAUCAUAGAGAGCAGCGAUGGUACAUCUGCGGUGGAUAUUCUCCUUUCUCCAUCAAUAGUUUUCCCAUUUUGGUUUGGUAUCAUGGAGUUGGAGAUCCACGUGCAGAAUGUGUCAAGGUGGAGAUCAAGAGGGCAUUCGUUUAAUUCCUGGAUGUCGAGUAAAAACUAUGAAGUAGUGAGAUCUAGGCUAUAGGGCAGCUGAGCUUUUGAUAGGAAUGACUUUUUUUCAUUCGAGAAGGAAAAUCCUCUGUGUAUCAACAGCAUUUGGGGGUAUUGUUAACCCAGAGACGGUUUCACUCUUGGGCAAGCGUUAGUUCUGGAAAUAUAAGUUUUAAAUCGAG